Molecule: messenger RNA, 651 nt
Organism: Alnus glutinosa
Lineage: Eukaryota; Viridiplantae; Streptophyta; Magnoliopsida; Fagales; Betulaceae
Product: peroxidase 4-like
Exons: 4
Coding region: 1-651 (216 amino acids)
Biological process (GO): response to oxidative stress
Molecular function (GO): peroxidase activity; heme binding
Source: RefSeq, a predicted model, not a curated record
AUGGGUUCACGGUUGGUCUGGCUUCCGGAACGUGUGUUCACUACGAUGCUAGAUCUUAGAUGGCGCCAAACUGUUGGUACAGUUUCCGGUAUGUCAAUAUCUAUCUGGGAUGUUAAACUUGGAAGAAGAGACGCCAAGACAGCCAGCUUUUUGGAUGCUAAUACUGGGAAAUUGCCUCCUGCUUCUAACCUUAGCAUCCUAAUCUCUAGAUUCCAAGCUAAAGGUCUCUCUACCACGGACAUGGUUGCCUUAUCUGGAGGCCACACAAUUGGGCAAUCGCGGUGUUUAGCUUUUAGAGAUCGCAUAUAUAACGAUACCAAUAUUGAUUUUGCAUUUGCCAAGACGAGGCGGGAUCAAUGUCCAAGGAAAACUGGUGGCCGCAAGAAUCGUGCGCCUCUAGACCUCCAAACCCCGAAUACUUUUGACAACAACUACUUCAAGAACCUCAUCAACAAAAAGGGCCUUUUUCACUCUGAUCAAGAAUUGUAUAAUGGCGGACCCACUGAUUCACUUGUUAAAACCUACAGCAACAAUGCUAAGACCUUCUAUGAUGACUUUGCCGCGGCGAUGAUCAAAAUGGGAGACAUAGAGCCCCUUACUGGAUCAAGUGGUGAGAUUAGGAAGAAUUGUAGGAAAAAUUGGUUGGUCUAA